GUGCAUGAUUUUUUGUGUUACCUAUACGAUUACCUAUUAGUUCGCGGAUUUAUUUAGAUCAGAAAGAAUUACAGUUAAAUACGUGUUCAAUAAAGAACUCACUGUUUCGUUAUCAGAAUUGUAUAAAAAAAAUCAAUCAUGGGAAAAGUUAAACUGUUUCACGAAUCUGACCAAGAGGAUAGUGAACCAUUGGAUUUUAAAACGAAUAAAAGUUAUGCCAAGCAUUAUAAUGAAUUUCGGAAGAAAGAAAUUUUGGGCCAACUGAAAAAUUUAGAAUCAGACGAAGAAUCUUCUAGUGACGAUGAAACGACCGACGAGGAAGUUGUAGAUGCUGAUUUUGAUAAGGAGUUCUUCCGGACAUUGGCCUAUUUAAAAAGGCGCGAUCUUACUAAAUAUGAAGAAAAACCUUCUUUUUUCGAAAAUAUUAAACCAGUCGAGGAAGUUGCGUUGCAGAAACGUAAAAAGAAAGAAAAACCUUUGACUCUAAAAGAUUAUGAACGUAAAGUCAUCGUGGAGAAAGGUGGUAUUUUCGAAGACGAAGAAGAUCAAUAUGCUCAAAAUAAAAGGGCUGAAUCUCCUUCGCUGGUGCAACAGCAAGAGCAUAUUAAAAAUCAAAUCAAGCAAGCACUAAAUCAGAUUGAUACGGACGAUGAUGAUGAGCUGGAGGAGGACAAAGGUUUAUUGAAGAAACGUGAUAAAACUAAAGAAGAUGCUGAAAAAGAACAGGCAGACUACUUGGAAUGGCUGACCGAUAGAAAAACAAAGGAACCACCUUCAGAUGAUAUCAAAAUUCUCAAACCUCUGAAAGAUUUCUGGAGCAGUAAGUCGCUCUCGAAAGAGGAGGCAUUUUUAAAGGACUACAUUCUAAAUAAAAGAUUUGUUGAUGGUUCUGGAAAUAUUCCAUCUUACGAAGAUAUAGUUGCAACAUCAGAGGACGAGGAAGAGUUGGAAAAGCAGGAAGAAUAUGAAAGGCAGUAUAAUUUUCGGUUUGAGGAACAAGAUUCCGAAUUUAUUAAGCGGUAUCCUCGAAAUGUUGAGGAUUCUGUACGCAUAGAACGAAACAAAAGAAAAGAGCAGCGACAAGCUCUAAAAGAAAGAAAGGAAAAAGAAAGAGAACAUAAAAAACGCGAACUAGAAGAGUUAAAAGCUAUUAAAUUGCAGGAAAUUAAGGAUAAAAUCGAGAAAUUGAAGCAAAUUGCUGCUACUGAUGGUAUGGAUAUCAAUGAAGAACAGCUGGAAUCGGAUUUUGAUCCUGAAGAACAUGACCGACGUAUGCGUCGUAUGUUCAAUGAUGACUAUUAUGAAAUUGAUGAAGGCGAUCAGAAGCCAGAGUUUCCCGAUUUGGAUGAAGAACUUGGUAUUGAAAAUUAUGAUCGAGAAAAGAGUGAAUCAGAAGGGCUGCAAAAUCAUGAACCUUUUUGUGAAGAUGAUGAUUUCGUGAUGGAUGCCGAUUAUGAUGAAAAAUUGCACAAGAAAAAAAUGGGUCUCCAGGAAGAAAUGCUUCAGGCAACCGCGAGCAAGAAGAAGAAGGGUAAAAGGAUUUCGAAAUUUGUUGAGGUACUGAAGAAGGAAAAGCCGAUCUUUGACCCGGAAGAUGAGAAAACUUAUGGAGAGUAUAUAGAUGAGUACUAUAAGCUGGAUUACGAGGAUAUCAUUGGAGAUACACCGUGCCGAUUUCGAUACGUAGAAACAGUACCAAAUACUUUUGGAUUAACUAUUGAAGAGAUCCUAAUGGCCAAUACGCGUGAGCUAAACCGUUGGGCAAGUGUUAAGAAAACCGUUCAAAUUAGACCGAAAUAUGCAGAAUUGAACGAGUGCGAAGUUUACAAAAGAAAAGCCCAAAAUGAAGAGUUGAAGAAAAAAAUUUUGCCUAGUCUUUACAAGUCACAAGAAGAAAGCAAUCCUGAAGAAGAUGAUGAAAUCUUACAAACAAAGGCAAGUAAAAAAAUCAAUGUUAGUAAACAAGAAGGUGACCAAGUUGAUAAGACUAUCGGUGAUCAACAUUUGGAGAAAAGCGACGAAAAAAAGAAAUUCAAGAAAAAACGAAAAGAAAAGCAUUCGCCCACACAUCCUUCUAAUGAGCAUGGUGAAGUAGACGCUAUUCAAUAUGGCAAAAAAUCCCAAAAAAGGAACACUAAGAAUGCGGAACAACAAACCGUUGAAGCUGAUAGCAGCGACAAAAGCAAUCAUCAUGUUCAGGAACAAAGCAAAAAAUCCAAAAAACGAAAAUUGACAAAUCUUGAACCUGUUGCAUCUGGUUCCAAAAAGCAUAGAAAAAUGCUGCCAUUAUUGGACUCGGUUCCCAACGUAAGUGAGAGUCGGUUGCGAGCGUUUGGCAUUAACCCGAAAAAGUUCCACAACAAGCUCAAAUAUGGCGGGAAAGGGAAGGAACGUCUCCAGGACCAAACUUUGCAAGGUGACAGUAAAGCUGCGCCGAAAUGCAAAUUUAGCAUGAAGAAUGAAAAGUUUAAAGAUGUUAAUAAGAAAAAACACUAAUAGGGUAAAUAAAACAAGCUUUAUAAAGCUAUAUGAAUAUGUUAUUGUAAAUAAAAAUUGAGUAAAACACGUGGGCAUGUGAUAAA
Sabethes cyaneus is the source of this 2582-nucleotide messenger RNA. Its product is annotated as protein KRI1 homolog. The transcript is spliced from 4 exons. The record is from RefSeq and is a predicted model, not a curated record. Gene Ontology annotation, biological process: endonucleolytic cleavage in ITS1 to separate SSU-rRNA from 5.8S rRNA and LSU-rRNA from tricistronic rRNA transcript (SSU-rRNA, 5.8S rRNA, LSU-rRNA). NCBI's taxonomy places the organism in Eukaryota, Metazoa, Arthropoda, Insecta, Diptera, Culicidae. Gene Ontology annotation, cellular component: 90S preribosome; nucleolus. Bases 139 to 2496 code for a protein of 785 amino acids.